GCAUGGUCGGGCUCCUUCGUGGCUGUUCGACUUCGUUCCUGCGACGACUUCAUCCCGGAUCGGAAGUUACGACAUUUUGAUCGGAAGCAAGAACGGGAGCUCGCUGGCUGUGAAGCUAGUAGAUAGCGUAACAAUCGAGAACUCAGAAACCAGAGGCUAAUUUUGCGAGCAGAAGAUUCGCUUCUCAAACUGUACAGGCAUUUGUACUAUAAGUUGUCUCAUUUUUCUUGAUCCAAUUGGUUUAAGGAUUUGCAAGAGAUGGCUAAAGAUGAAGCAAUCCCACUAUCGCCUGGAAGGAAAACUAGAUCUUCAUCGCAGUUAUCGCCUUCCAAGCCGUCGCCCCAGAAUGUAUAUCCUUUCUCUUCACAGACCCAAUCCCAAGAACUAAUCCAUUGCUUGUACACCUCAGAAGAACCCAUCAGUUUGGAAACGCUAAUCUCAUCAUUUCCUGGAAGAAAGCCACAAAUUCUUGAGAUUCUGCGGCUAGUGGGCUCCUUGAACUCCCCCAUGUUCCCUCUCCUCAUCUAUGGAGGACCAUCAACUGGCAAGACCAUCGCCAUUCUUCAAAUUUUUCGUUAUCUCAAUCGCCCUUUUGUUUACGCUGGUUGUCGAACAUGCUACUCCCCACGAAUACUCUUUGAUUCCAUUCUGAGGCAAUUGCUUCUACACGGGAGGAAUCCCAUCAAAGGAAACAGUGGAACCAAGCGCUAUGAAAAGCCAUCAGAAUUCAUUGAUUUACUCAGAAUUGCUUUGGUUCAGGGGAUAAAUGCUCUUAAAGAAAGGAAUCUAAAAUCUGGCUCUGAGGAGGUUGAUAGAGGGGAAAUGAUUUACUUGAUAUUUGAUAACUGUGAGCUACUUCGCUCAUGGGACAAGAAUUCUAACAUUGUCCCUCUGCUUUUGCGAAUCCAUGAGAUGUUAAAAAUUCCCGAAGUUGGCAUAAUUUAUAUAAGUAGCUCUACUCCUGAUGCAUAUUAUUUGUGUACCGGUUCAAUUGAGCCGAUAACAAUCUACUUUCCUGACUAUACAUUGGAGGAUCUACAUGGUAUUUUCAUGAGGAAUCAACCUAACCCAAAGCUCUACUCAUCUUUUCUAAGUGUGGUUCUUAAGCCAUUCUUUAGAGUCACCAGACGAGUUGACGAGUUGUCAGUGGCAUUUCAACCUCUGUUUCAGCAAUACUGUAAACCUUUAGUUGAUCGUUUUGUUGUUCCAGAUGAGGCUAUGAAGAGAAAACUUUUUGAUAACCUUCAGCCAUACCUGACUGUAUCACUUAAUGAAUUGUUCACGGUUCCGAGCUGGUCUUCACAUCAAACUAAGCAGGAAGGAGAUCACCAAAAGAAGGGAAUUAGUAAGUCAAAUAGAAAGGAGACAUCUAAUGAGUUGGAUUUUCAUAUGUCCAUGUCAGCAAAGUAUCUGCUCCUCUCUGCAUUUAUUGCUUCAAGAAAUCCUGCUACUCUCGAUGCAUCUUUAUUUGACUCAUCAGGAGGUUUAAUCAAUCGGAAACGAAAUAAGAAUUCACAGAUGUCAAUGGAUCGGAAGGAUAGCAUGGCUGAACAAAUACUAUUGAAGGGACCUGGUAGCUUCCCACUCGAGAGGUUGCUAGCAAUUUUUCAAUGCAUUACGUCAGUUGCUGAGAGUAUGGUUGAAGAAGAGCAGUAUGAAAAUGGCACUGCCAUUGAAAGUGAGAGUUUUGGGUUGACAUCUGAUGUUCUAUUGCAAUUGUCUUCUCUCUGCAAUGCCAAUUUUAUAUGGAAAAGUGGUAGCUGCCCUUUAGAAGGUUCUACUAGAUACCGAUGUACUAUUGAUGAAGAAAUGGCUGUAAGGGUUGCAAAAAGUAUAAACUUCCCUCUAUCGAGUUACCUUUAUAGAAGAUAGUUUUGGGAGUGAACAUCAUGCACUGGUUUCUUGUAACGUUUAUCUGCAAGAUUGGAAACUUGAAAUGGUUAGAUGGGGAAAGGUAUAUGCUUUCAGAAUGCACUCGAGCAAAUUUUAAUGGUGCUACAAGUUUGAAGGCAUGCAGCAUCCUUUACAAACUCGUACAUGUUUUGUUGGCGAGUUAUCAACUCCACAUAAUAUCAGUUUCCUUUAUUUGACGCCUUAAUUUGUUUCCAAGUUAAACAUUGUUAGUUGUAAGUGGGCUAACAAUAACAUUACAAGUUUUGUGUCAUUCAUGUGUGAGUCAUGGUGUCCCCUGGAGGUUUCAUAUCAGCACAUCCUCUUCAAUUUUAUAUUUCACUUGAAGGUGAAUUAUGUCGAAAAUUUCAUCCGCCACAUGUCCUUUAUUCAUUCAAUAGCUUGUUGCAAUUUUCUAUUUAUGUGUAUUUUUACUUUGAACAUUUACUUAUCUUUAGUUCCCUGUUUGGUAGUUUAA
Molecule: messenger RNA, 2368 nt
Organism: Dendrobium catenatum
Lineage: Eukaryota; Viridiplantae; Streptophyta; Magnoliopsida; Asparagales; Orchidaceae
Product: origin of replication complex subunit 1
Exons: 7
Coding region: 259-1872 (537 amino acids)
Biological process (GO): DNA replication initiation; DNA replication
Cellular component (GO): nuclear origin of replication recognition complex; nucleus
Molecular function (GO): DNA replication origin binding
Source: RefSeq, a predicted model, not a curated record